AUGGCGACGCAGCUGGCGUGGAUUGGAUUGGGGAAUAUGGGACGGGGCAUGUGCAAGAACAUCGUCCAAAAAGCGUCCCUGACCAAGCCGCUGAUCAUCUACAACCGCACGACGGCGCGCGCCACCGCGCUGGCCGAAACGCUCGGCACAAAUAAAACCAAGGUAGCCACGACCGUCGCCGACGCCGUGCAGCCCGCGGAUAUCAUCUUCAUCUGCCUGGGCGAUGACCCGGCGGUCGAGCAGACGAUCCAGGCCGCGCUCGACAGCGGCGAUGUCAAGGGCAAGCUGUUCGUCGACUGCUCGACCAUCCACCCGGACACGACGCGGAGGAUCAACGAGACGCUGCGCGCGCGCGGGGCGUCGUUCGUCGCGUGCCCUGUCUUCGGAGCGCCGGCGUUUGCGGACGCAGGCACGCUGAUCUGCGUUCCGGCCGGACCCAAGGAGGACGUCGAGCGGAUGAAGCCGUACACGGUAGGGGUGAUCGCGCGCGCCAACAUCGACUUCAGCGGCGAGGACGUCGGCAAGGCGGCGACGAUGAAGCUGCUGGGCAACUCAUUCAUCCUAAGCUUCGUCGAGACGCUGGGCGAGGGCAUGGUGCUGGCCGAGAAGUCCGGCCUGGGCGUCGAGCCGCUGAAACAGUGGCUGGAGCUGAUGUUCCCGGGUGCGCUGCCCAAGUAUGCCGUCCGCAUGGAGAGCGGCGACUACUACCAGCGCGAGGAGCCGCUGUUUGCGGUCGAUCUGGCGCGCAAGGACGCGAGGCAUGUCAUGAGUCUGGCCCAGGACGCCGGGAUGCGGCUGCGGAGUGUCGAGGUUGCGGAUAACUACCUGAAGGAGGUGAAGGAGUAUGCGGGCGCCAAGGGCGACAUUGCAGCUAUGUAUGGCGCGAUCCGGAAGGAAUCUGGUCUGAAAUACGAGAACCAGUGA
This is a messenger RNA of Rasamsonia emersonii CBS 393.64, 924 nucleotides long. Its product is annotated as 6-phosphogluconate dehydrogenase family protein. Gene Ontology annotation, molecular function: NAD binding; oxidoreductase activity, acting on the CH-OH group of donors, NAD or NADP as acceptor; NADP binding. Lineage: Eukaryota; Fungi; Ascomycota; Eurotiomycetes; Eurotiales; Trichocomaceae. Bases 1 to 924 code for a protein of 307 amino acids. The record is from RefSeq and is a predicted model, not a curated record. The transcript has 2 exons.